Molecule: messenger RNA, 924 nt
Organism: Bacillus rossius redtenbacheri
Lineage: Eukaryota; Metazoa; Arthropoda; Insecta; Phasmatodea; Bacillidae
Product: elastin-like
Exons: 2
Coding region: 55-714 (219 amino acids)
Source: RefSeq, a predicted model, not a curated record
CAGUCAGCUUGCAAGCGGACCAAACGCGUUGAAGAACAUCUAUUGCUUCACAAGAUGAUUAAGUUCUUGUGCGUGUUAUUAGUACCGGUGGCCAUAAUUCACGUGGCGAGGUCCCAAGGUUUUGGUGACGGACCAGGAGGAAGAAUUGUUGGACCUACUGUUGGAGGAAGACCUGGUGGACCUGCUGUUGGAGGAAGACCUGGUGGACCUGCUGUUGGAGGAAGACCUGGUGGAUUGCUUGGUGUUGAAGGAAGACCUGGGGGAUCGCCUACUGUUGGAGGAAGACCUGAUGGACUUGCUUUUGGAGGAAAACCUGGUGGACCUGCUGUUGGAGGAAGACCUGGUGGACCUGCUGUUGGAGGAAGACCUGGUGGAUUGCUUGGUGUUGAAGGAAGACCUGGGGGAUCGCCUACUGUUGGAGGAAGACCUGGUGGACCUGUUGUGGAGGAAGGCCUGGUGGACCUGCUGCUGUUGGAGGAACACCAGGUGGUCUCGGAGGCGGGCCAAGUAGUCUCGCUGGAGCACAUGUUGGCUUCGGGGGCGGGAGGCAGCUCAGGUCGGCGGACCCGCAGACACGGUGACGACCUGAGCGGGAGAAGGCCGUCAGAACGUCCGGGCGCUCUAGGUUGCGCCAGAGGUUGUCCAAGUAACGACGGCCGGCUGGGCGAAUCCUCCCCAAGAAGGGGAACGGGUGAGAUCGAGAUCAACGGAUAAGGAAGUUUCAGGAACACCCACUGGGGGUAUCGGCAGACGUCGAUGUUUACUUCCUUUUCAUACUAUCUACUACAAAGAAAGGACAACACAAAUGUAGAAUUAACCACGACUAAUCGUCAUAAUUCAAAACUUACUAAAACAAUCAAUGCCAUGAUCUUUCAUUUACUGUUCAUACCAAUACAAAAAAAAAUUAAAAAGAUUUAGAAAAUA